UUUAUAUUCAGAAAGAUAGAACUCAUUCAGCAGACUUCUGUCCAAGAGGAAAUGAUUGAGGAUAUAAAAUUCAACUUUAGUAGAAGAGCAGUCUUGCAAUCUGCAAAUCUCAGCAUGCUAACAUCCGUUCUCAAGUGAAUUUGCUAAAUCAGCCCAGAUUCCAUUCUACAUUAAUCCCCAAACUUUGCUGUUUUUCAUUGGACUACUUGCAAUGCAGAACGUUAUCAACACUGUGAAAGGAACUGCACUUGGGGUGGCAGACUUUCUCACACCAGUGCUAAAGGAAUCCAAAUUUAAAGAAACCGGAGUCAUCACACCAGAGGAGUUUGUGGUAGCUGGAGAUCACAUGGUUUACCAUUGUCCAACAUGGAACUGGGCCACAGGGGAAGAAGCCAAAGUGAAGCCUUACUUGCCACCGAACAAACAGUUUCUCCUGACACGAAAUGUCCCCAGUUACUUGCGAUGCAAACAGAUGGAGUACUCGGAGGAGCUGGGUGCGAUGGUGGAGGAGGACGACGGAGAUGGCGGCUGGGUGGACACCUACCACAAUGCAGAUUUGUUGGGAGUCUCAAGUGCUGUGCGAGACAUUUCUCUGGACAACAAGGACCAAGAGAGCGCUGCUGAGGAAUGCUGCGCUGGAACGGAAGAGGACGAUGGAGAGGCCGCUGAUAUGGAAGAAUUUGAAAAAGACGGAUUACUGGAAUCAGAUGAGGACACCUUCGAUACCAGUAAAAUGGUGGCAUCCAAAGGAAAGCCCGUUACUAAAGACAUCGUCCUCCAGACGAGGACAUAUGAUCUGUACAUUACUUACGAUAAAUACUACCAGACGCCCAGACUCUGGCUCUUUGGAUACGACGAAGACAGAAACCCACUGAGUGUCGAGCAGAUGUACGAGGACAUCAGCCAGGACCACGUGAAGAAGACGGUCACUGUGGAGAACCACCCCCACCUCCCGCCACCGGCCAUGUGCUCCGUCCACCCUUGCAGACAUGCUGAAGUCAUGAAGAAGAUCAUCGAGACUGUCACAGACGGAGGUCGGGAACUUGGAGUGCAUCUGUAUCUCACCAUUUUCCUCAAAUUUUUCCAAGCCAUCAUUCCCACCAUUGAGUACGACUACACCAGGCACUUCAAGAUGUAGCUCUCACUGAAGCACAUGAUUAUCCCCAGAGUAGUAUCAACGAAUAUCACGACCAUCUGCUCACAACACAUAUACAUCUCAUUCAUAACAAAUUAUAUAUAUAAAAAAACUGUUCCAAGGCAAUGAAGCUCAAGGGAAUACUCAUGAGACAUUCAGACAGUAGCUAUAUUACAUACAGCAUCUUCGGCCUCAUCACAGCUAUUUCCUUCACAACUAUUUAUUGCAACCAUGAAUCUCAUUUGUUGCUCCUGGUAUUUCCAUCAAGACUGACUGAGAGAGUUAGGAUAGGAUUCUUUGCAUGCCACCGUACAUAAAGCCAAGAAGUGUGAGAUUGAAUACGUUAUUUAUUGUGAAUCCAAUGCCAUGUAACUAUGACAGACGCGUACACACAUGCAUUCUAAAUACAUUACUGGUUGACAAUUUUCAAAUACUUUUAUCUGUCAAUCGUUCGAAGUAUAUUUCCGACGCAUGCAAAGAUAAAAUAAACGUU
Molecule: messenger RNA, 1628 nt
Organism: Synchiropus splendidus (mandarinfish)
Lineage: Eukaryota; Metazoa; Chordata; Actinopteri; Syngnathiformes; Callionymidae
Product: ubiquitin-like-conjugating enzyme ATG3
Exons: 1
Coding region: 212-1138 (308 amino acids)
Biological process (GO): autophagy of mitochondrion; autophagosome assembly; nucleophagy
Cellular component (GO): cytoplasmic ubiquitin ligase complex; cytosol
Molecular function (GO): Atg8-family ligase activity
Source: RefSeq, a predicted model, not a curated record